Messenger RNA from Gregarina niphandrodes, 168 nucleotides. RefSeq lists its product as hypothetical. The record is from RefSeq and is a predicted model, not a curated record. The transcript has a single exon. Lineage: Eukaryota; Apicomplexa; Conoidasida; Eugregarinorida; Gregarinidae. The annotation marks the transcript as partial.
UGAAACAAAACAUGAAGAAUACGCACCGCCAGGGUCGGCACCGCCAGGGUCGGCACCGCCAGGGUCGGCACCGCCACGGUCAGCUCUGCCACGGUCAGCUCCGCCACGGUCAGCUACGCCACGGUCAGCUCCGCCACGGUCAGCUACGCCACGGUCAGCUCCGCCACG